UAUGUCACGAUUACUUGAAACAACCGUAAAGAGCAGAAUGACUGACAUCCCGAUGACGUCAGCGCUCGCAAAUGGGCGGAGUCUUGAGAGCCGCAGGUGGGACGUCAAACUGGACGCUGCUUUCACCCGUAGUUUAGCCGUCGAUUUUUUUUUCUCAUCCUCCGCGAGUGCGUGAGAGGCGCUUCUGGAAGACAUGGGGAAGGUUCAGGAAUUCGAGAUUACUUUCACUAACAACAAAGUGGUCUACAACCCCGGUGAAUCCAUAUCAGGAACUGUGAGAAUUAAAUCAAGCCACUCCUUGCAGUUUAAAGCCAUUAAAGUCUGCUGUGUGGGAUCGUGUGGCAUCUCGUCCAAGCUGAACGAUGCAUCAUGGAUGCUUGAGGAAAAGUACUUGAGCAGCACACUGUCUGUGGCAGAUAAAGGUACUCUGCCACCUGGUGAGCACAGCUUUCCGUUUCAGUUUCUCAUUCCAGCAUCAGUUCCAACCUCGUUCGAAGGCCCGUUUGGGAAGAUUUUGUACAAAAUUCGAGCUUUUAUUGACACGCCGCGGUUCUCAAAGGACUACAAGGCCCAGCGACCCUUCUACCUUCUCAAUGUGCUCAACCUCAACGAGUUGCCAGAUAUAGAGCAACCCAGCUGUGCAGUGACAACGAAAAAGUUUAACUACCUCCUGGUAAAAACAGGCACGCUUAUGCUGAAGGCUUACACUGAUCUAAGAGGAUACACUCCUGGACAGGUCAUCAAACUCUCCGCUGAAAUACAUAACAAGUCUGGUAAAGACACCGGCUAUGUGAUGGCCAGCUUGAUUCAGAGAGUUUCGUAUAAGACUAAGCGUCCAGUUUUUGAUCUGCGGCCCAUAGCAGAGGUGGAGGGAGCAGGAGUGAAGGCAGGCAAACAUGCGGAGUGGAGAGAGCAGAUCAUCGUCCCUCCUCUUCCUCAGUCAGGACUCACCGGCUGCAAUCUCAUAGAUAUUGAGUACUUUAUCCAGGUUUCACUAAAAUCUCCUGAGGCUGCGGUCACGUUACCCAUCUACAUUGGGAACAUUGCUGUAAACUUGACUCCUUCAAUUCCUCACCCUAUGGCUCAUGGUGUCCCGAUGCCCACCGGGCCGAGUCUCAAUCCAGCAGCUGUAGUCCCGAGUGCACCUCCUGUAGAGGACGAGCUGGCAGGACAGCUGGCGGCUGGAGGAGGCGACAGUGAGGAGAUCCCCACCAAGAGCCAUUCUCAGCAGGACCCGUCCGGCGCUCCUCUCUCUGUGGCUCCUUACGGUCAUGCGUCGGGUCCAGUACUGCCACAGAGCCAGCAACAUGUCCAGUCUACAGACGGCUCCGCACUGCUCUUCUGUUUGUCCACAGGAGCCACUAUACCUUUCUUCACUGAUGGGAACGCAACGCCGGUGCCCACGUCCUGUCCACUCAUCCUGCCCCCCGAAUAUAGCACCUGGGAAUACCCACAUGAGCCUCCUCCUACUUACGAGGAAAGCUGCAGUAGCAACAACUCGAGCUUCAACAGUAGCAUGAGGUAGACGUCGACAAUUCAGACGUCCUGCUUCUUCAUUAUGCCAUUCAUAUGCUGCCCCCUGCUGGAUGGUACAGGCAUUGCUGCCACCCUCUCCAUCAACCAAAUAUCCUUAAAACUUUAGGAUAAUUUCCUUACAAUUUGUAGUUAAUCCCCUCAUAUCAUAAUUUCAGCAGAAAACAAGCGGGGAGAAGGUUUCAGUGCCUAAGAAGACGUAGCACUCAACAAAACCCCACUCAGAGAUUUUGCGAAAUAAAUACCAGCAUCUGAAGCAUUUUGAAGUGAAAGUUACACUUUUUCAUUCAACCAAGCCUGGCCUUAUGUGAAGUUCAUCAGAGAAUGUGCUUAGUAAAAUAAUUCUGCCUGACCGGGGGAAUAAAUCAAACGGAUAUGAUUCUGGCAUGAUUUACGCAAGCAGCGGUGGCUCUGAACCAAAACACUGGGCCGCAGAAAACGUUACUCUGCAAAGAACAAGUUUAUUUAUUAAAGGUGAUUGAUGGGACUUUUUAACUCAUCACCAAACAGACACUGUGUGGAUACAGCUUGGAAAUACCAAUGUAGUCGCCAUCAUGGGCACAUAAGUCGUUAUCGCUUGGCCGAAUGGUAGCCGAGGUCCCUUGAAGAAUGCUUAAGGGAACAAUAUAUUCCAUCGUUUCUGAAUGAAAACUACUUUUCCUGCCUGUCGAGGGAUUUUCAAAGCAAACAUCAGACUGCUGACUCAUUUCUGUUAUCAUAUUUUACACCAAACAAAAACAAUAUACUCAUCUUUUUUCUUUUUUAGAUCUCACAGUUCCACCCUGGAGUUAUUAUACAGCCAAUAGUCCUGUUUUUCAGAGUUUGCAUCAUGUCAAUGCUGGUAAAAUGGAAAGAUAUCAGUAAUGUGCAUCAUCUGAAAUCUAAUUUUAUUUGAAAUCAAUAAUGAAUUGACUUCUUGUUGAUCAUUUGGAAAAGUGACAGAAGGUAGAUUUUACAGAUGAAUCACCUAUUAAACUGCAGCUCAAUCAUCACAAAUACUGCAGAGGACCUACUGGAACGCGCAUGGACCCAAGAUUUUCACAGAAAUCAGUCAAGUUUGGUGAAGGAAGAAUCAUAGUUAA
Molecule: messenger RNA, 2615 nt
Organism: Danio rerio (zebrafish)
Lineage: Eukaryota; Metazoa; Chordata; Actinopteri; Cypriniformes; Danionidae
Source: RefSeq, a predicted model, not a curated record